Molecule: messenger RNA, 3847 nt
Organism: Lineus longissimus
Lineage: Eukaryota; Metazoa; Nemertea; Pilidiophora; Heteronemertea; Lineidae
Product: 1-acyl-sn-glycerol-3-phosphate acyltransferase gamma-like
Exons: 9
Coding region: 639-1778 (379 amino acids)
Cellular component (GO): endomembrane system
Molecular function (GO): 1-acylglycerol-3-phosphate O-acyltransferase activity
Source: RefSeq, a predicted model, not a curated record
UGUUAAAACGUUUUUAAACCCGAAAUUGUUCUUUUGCAGCGUGUAUGCAUAUCCGAGAGUGUUUUAAUGUCCAGGAAUGGAUAAUCAAUGGAUAACUUUACUUUCCAUCCCACCCAGGCAAAAACCCAUCAUCCCUGUGCAGUGAGCAGUGUGCAAUGGAAAGCAGUAGGCACCUGGUCUGUGCUGUGCGUAGCCCACUGUGCAUGGCACUCAUUUAAAGCCUGUGAUUCAUUGGUGAUUCUGUAUUAUUGGCCAUCCCUUGGUCUUGCAAUGUGCAACCUGGCGGCCCUAUUUAGUAUUUGGGGCCGCUAUUUCGAGCCCAAGGCCAAGGGCAGGUGGUAUGCCAUAGACUGCAUAGUCCGAAAGAACGGUGUAUGCAUAUCCAUGUCCACGUACCGGCAGUAAGCAGCUGGAUUAGUCGAGUGCCCCCCCCCCCUUGCCAGGACUAAUGUUGACCCGCCACUUCCCAUCCCCCCACAUCACUAUCUCUGGUCUAAUUCAAUGUCAUGUCAAAAGGGUUCUGUCAAAGUCCAUGCCCUUUGGCGCUGCACAGUGUCAUCGAAGGUUAACUAUCUUCAAUGUUCAAGAUUUGGCAAAUUUGAAAGAAUUGUAAAUGGUACCACGGCUGACUUUCCAAGAUGUUGUUGAGCUACAUAAAAACGCUGGCGAUAGUGCACAUGCUGCUGGGUUAUAUCUUCAUCACGAGUGGCCUCAUUGUGAACUUCUUCAUGUUCUGUUCCUGUAUCAUCUGGCCAUUCUCACGAAGUCUCUACAGAAGAGUGAACAAAUAUCUUGCCUACAGUAUUUGGAGUCAAAUGGUCUUCCUUGCUGAAUGGUGGUCUGGUUCAGAAGUGGAGGUUGUUGCCCCACCAGAGGAUCUAAAGUACUAUGGCAAAGAACACGGAUUAGUUGUGAUGAAUCAUAAGUAUGACAUUGAUUGGCUGGCAGGGUGGGUUCUUGCUGAAAGGUGUGGUCUGUUAGGGAGUACCAAAGUCUAUGUGAAAGAUUCGCUACGAUACGUCCCCGUGAUCGGGUGGAGUUGGCAUUUCACGGAGGCGUUGUUUCUGAAGCGCAACAUUGAGAAAGACAAGAAGAUCAUCAAGGAGCAGUUGGCUGAGCUCACUGAUUAUCCCCCAGAUCUCAAAGUUUGGAUUUUGCUGUUUGCUGAGGGUACUAGAUUCACCGAGAAGAAGCGACUAGUCAGCAAUGAAGUAGCCAGGAAGAAAGGUCUCCCAGAACUCAAGCAUCAUCUGCUACCCAGGACAAAAGGGUUUACCCUCUCUAUGUAUGCAUUAAAAGGAAUUAUGCCUGUGUGUUACAAUUGUAUCCUGGGCUUCAAGGAUGAAGGUGCUGCCCCCACUCUCUCUAAUAUAUUGAAUGGCAAAAAGACUGUUUCUCAGUUAGUCGUCAGGAGGCUACCACUGACAGAUGUGCCUGAUGAUGAAGAGGGGGCUUCCAACUGGUUGAUACAUAGAUAUAAAGAAAUGGAUGACAUUUAUGAUGAAUUUACAAAGAAAGGUGAAUUCUCCGGCCAUGUCUCAAAACUUCCACGGAGAAAAUACGAUUUGUUUGUGUGGUGUUUCUGGGCAAUCCUCUUGUGCACGCCACUAUUUUAUUACGUUGGCAAAGCGUUCAUUUUUGGAUCGAUGUACUUACAGAUAGGAGUAAUAGUGGCUUUAUUUACUGUAUCCCUAAUCGUGCGUAUGAUGGUCGGGGUCACUCAAAUAGAACGAGGAUCUGCAUAUGGAAAGAAGAAUAGGGAAAAGAAAGAGGACUAGACCAAGAAGCUGUGUAGAGACUGCUGUACCAGCAAUUCAUAUCAAACUGAUUUACACUGUAACGUCCUAAAAUCUCUCAGAAGUGGGUCUUUAAGUUUAUCAGCAAUCAGUCACUCAAUGUUACUACUGCACAGUCUCUUUCCAUAGUUGCACAGACUGCAUCAUUCUCAAAGCACCUCCCUGAAGUAUUGUCCAGAGUGGGGAGCUUUAUAUUGUCACCUGAAUUCGUUCUCUGACAAGCACCUCGGUUUUUGAGUGAAAGUGUCAGGGGGCCUUGAAAGUUGCUAACCUUGUGUGACGUUCUAAACACAAGUCACUAUAGUUUGGCAUCAUCACCUGAAGUUUGCCGUCCAUGACUCUGUGAAGGGAGAAGUUCAGCAAAGUAACCUCUCCCAAAUGUACAAUUAUUCUGUAUUUUUUGCUAUGUUCUUGAGGUGAGAUGAUAUCAGUGAUUUAUAGUUUGGCCGGGUCUAGUACUGUGUUGACAUUUAUAAGCCAGUUUAGGGGCACCUGUACAAUUGGUCAAUUUUACCUGAAACUGCCCCAUGUGGAACAGGUGUGCCUGAAAUGGCUUACACACAUUGACACAGUAUUUUCUAUGUGGUGCUGUGUAAUUUACUUAUAAAAGAUAUUUUCAAUUGCCCUUUUAGUUUCAGUGCAUUCUCAGAAGAUACUUACCAGUUAAUACGUAUUGGUUUGUUACAAUAUUGAGACUGUUGCUCUUUGUGCAACUCAUUUUUUCAAUACUUUGAAUAUUGAUACAUUUUAUAAAUAUGUAUUUUUUAAUUAGUUGGCUAUCAGGUAUCUUUUCAUUAAUAGUUCACCGCAGUUUAAAUCUAGUACACUACCGUAAAAUAGACCCACAGACUGUAAUAGUAAUGAUGUAAUAUAUAGCAAGGGAAUGGAGCAACUUCUGUCAGUGUAUCGAAACCUUGAAGAAGAAAUUGAAGAAGUUUUUGGAUAGCCUCAUAUGAAGAACUCUCCAUAUGCUUUACAUGUAGAUUUACAACCGUCAAUUGUUAAGUUGUAUAUCAAUUCCUGACUUUCAACAAUGUAGCUAAUGUAGCAUGGUUGUGCAUAUAGUGGUAAUCUGUAGCUCCAUCACUAUUUUCAUAUUUUUCGCAUUUACAAAUAAUCGCAAUAAUAAAUGGCCGCAAUUAAGAAAAUCUCAUUAAGUUAUAGUAACAGGGUUUUCAAAACCCUAAAUUAAAGGUACUGGUAUGCAAUGAUUUCAAUUACACAAAACUGUAAAAUAGAUUGGCCAUGAAAUUUACCGGGUUUACAAAAUCAUCAGAAACGAUGUCUGUUUCUGAUAUCUUUUAUUUGACAGUCUAUAUGAAUCAAACUAUUCUGAAUGCUCAACUUCUUUUUCCAGAAAACCAUUCCUGUGAUUGUUAUUUUGCCUGUUAUUUGUUUCGCAGUGCUAUUUUGUAAUGCUUUUCUAUGUUUUUGCCAUCCUCUCCCCAGGUUUGAACUCUGCAUUUGUUGAAUCCAGUCACUUGAUCACUGUUUCUCCAGUUGCUAGAACAGAGGUUAUCUAGUGAAUAAGUCAAUUUGUGAACCAUUUAUUUGUUAAAGAUUUUCCCCCCAAGCAUCCAUUUUCAACAAAGAUAUACCUCACCAGAGACUUCUCUUAGCAGGACACCCUCCCGAAUAGAGACAGUGGUAUGGUCCAAAGGGGGUUCUUUCUUUCUUUACAUGUAUGUGUUCUACGGUAAAGCAAUGACAAAUCACUCAACUCAAAGAUAGUCAUUUAAUACUUGAUUAUUGUAACAAGAUUAAUAAAGACUGCUGGGUAGUCUUUAUCAAUUCUUGAUUUGACAAUCUCCAUGAUUCGAAAAUAGCCAGAUGGUACACUGUAGAUAGCAGUACCGUAUGCCAUUUUCUUAUGAGCAGGGUCAAUUUAGUUUCUGCUGUGUAACUUUUGCACUUAUUGUGGGUAGUAUGUAUUAAUUUGCACAACUUGGAACCUUCGUUGUAUCCUCUUUUAAACCAUUUCUAUUGUCUACCAAUCAAUAUAUUUUGUAUGACACAUUUAAUCAUGAAUUGAUUUAACCAUAAUUUGAAGA